AUGGAAGGUGUUACUGAGAUAGCGACUGGAGACGGAUCUGCGAUGGCAGAGGGAUGCGGAACUGCACGAAUUGUCGUGAGAGACCCCACGAGCGGCGCCGCUCGGUGGGCUACGAUCUCGGACGUGUGGCACGCCCCCCACUUCGCAACGAAUAUUAUCUCCGUUUCGGAGAUCAAGAAGAAUGGUUUCUUCUUUACAAGUGAGCUGCCUGGAAUCGUGACAGCUGAAGGACCAGUGGCAAUAUGCAAAGAGAUGUACGGGUUGUACCUCCUUGAGCAUGACGACACGCCACUGGGGUCCAAGUUACUGUCGGGUCCUCAGCUGUGGCAGCGGAAACCUGCGGUCUCUCCGAAUUCUUGA
Messenger RNA from Penicillium bovifimosum, 360 nucleotides. RefSeq lists its product as uncharacterized. The coding region runs from base 1 to 360 and encodes 119 amino acids. The record is from RefSeq and is a predicted model, not a curated record. The transcript has a single exon. Lineage: Eukaryota; Fungi; Ascomycota; Eurotiomycetes; Eurotiales; Aspergillaceae.